Molecule: messenger RNA, 321 nt
Organism: Pieris macdunnoughi
Lineage: Eukaryota; Metazoa; Arthropoda; Insecta; Lepidoptera; Pieridae
Source: the annotation of a GenBank genome assembly
AUGGUGUUAACAAGAUUGCGCGAUGCGAGUCCGAUGGGAAUCGUCGAGUCUUCGUCUCAAGACGCGAGUUUGCCCAUGCCGAUGCCCAUGAGUGCCCAAACCCAUACGCUACUGACACCUGCACCACGGCCUACUGUUCCGCUACCACAUAUCCUAUCAUCAAGUGCGUCUCAGUUGAUGAUGUCAACCAGUGAUUCGCGAUCACCGCCGAUUACCACGCAACCCUCGGUCGACGGUUGCCCUUCGUUUGAUACACUAUCGCUGCCCCAACCGCAGGUGCUACACCCAUCACCAUGUCUACAAAUCAACUUCUAUUGUUAG